AUGUUGUGGAUCCAUUUGAUUGCACUGGUUCUGUGUGUGUCUGCGAGACCUACUCCAUACGAACCGAUCACUUUCUCUGAUUCUGAGGUAUGGGGAAUAUUCUAUCCGGAAGAUGUGACAAGGCCGCAACAAACAACCACAGAGACAAACCUAGAAGAUUCUGAUCGUGAAGAGGAUGACACAGGCGAUGAAGGGGAGCCAUCAAGAGGUCCAUGUGGAGGAGCCGCUUUCUUUGAACUCGAAGAAUUCUUCGGACAGGAGGACGAAGAUGACGAAUAUGACAGAGAAUGGUCUUCUGUCUGGAGACCGUCCCGUCAACCAAAACCGAUACGCCAUCCCACGAGACAUCAGAGACCUGGAAGGGGCCGACACCACCGGCCAAGCUUUUUGGAACAGAUGAUGACUGAUGAUGAA
Molecule: messenger RNA, 414 nt
Organism: Opisthorchis viverrini
Lineage: Eukaryota; Metazoa; Platyhelminthes; Trematoda; Opisthorchiida; Opisthorchiidae
Exons: 1
Source: RefSeq, a predicted model, not a curated record